Messenger RNA from Colletotrichum destructivum, 4915 nucleotides. RefSeq names its product Putative Zinc finger C2H2-type. The record is from RefSeq and is a predicted model, not a curated record. The coding region runs from base 1385 to 4915 and encodes 1176 amino acids. Lineage: Eukaryota; Fungi; Ascomycota; Sordariomycetes; Glomerellales; Glomerellaceae. The transcript is spliced from 4 exons.
GCCGGACCUGUCGCCGCUAUGUGAGUGCCAUCAGUCCGUCAGCCGUCCCCAACUCUCACUCACCUCACACCUCCUCCCAUCUUACAAUUACACUCCAACCUCGUUCGCACGUCUUUCGUCUGUGAAAUCCAUCCAGUCUUUCUCGUCAGGUCCCCAUUCUCCAAAUCAACACACCCCUCCCCUUACAGCUAGCUACAAGUUUAAAACCCAGUUCGUCCCCCUCUCCCACCUCCCAGUUGUAUGUACAUAGAAGGUAGGUACCGGAUCCUCUUUGCCUCAUCCCCCCUCGUCACCACACUCCACCUUGACCUUGUCGCCGUUGCGGGCUCUCUCUCAGUAGUGUAUCUCUUGGCUCUCCAUCGAGCACCGUAUCUAAUCGACGUCGUUGGCCACACGCCCCACUUCCCCAAAUCAACCCUGGCUUGGUAUUAAGGUAAUAAGAAGAGCUUCCACCCCGAUCAGGGAGGGGACCAGCAGUGCGUUCGAGGGACGGUGCUUUCACUCGCUAUCCUUUCCAAUAUUACCGAAAAAGAAGAACGAUAAGAAAAAGAAGGAGGAGAAAAGAAACAAAAUCCUCAACUAUCAUCACCACCCACUUACCUUCGUCCUAUGUCAUAAUUUGCCUUCUAGUGGUUAUCUGAUUUUGCCUCUUCUUCGGCCGCGUGCCUCUGGCCCCGGUUCUAAGAAACAAAAUCAAAAAAAGAGACGGGAUAGCAACGUGCCUGGCAGAAAGGCUCAAGCCCAAGCUCGAUUCGGAAAACAAGACCGACAUACUAGAUUUGGAACUGGAACAGAAACUUCGACGGAGCAGGUCCGGCCCAACACGCAAUCUGUACCAGUCUCAUUCGAUCCUGACGAGACACUCCUUGUGUGGAAGAGGCAAAAGGCGGCAAAAAAAACCAAACCGAAGCGCAAAUCUUCCUCUAACUCGCCAAACAGAGGAGGACCUGCAUAAUCCAGCCAGAAAACAAACAAGGGGAUAUCAAAAUCCAGAUACGCAUCUGACGUUAGGAAAGCGAUGAGCCCGGUCGUUUGGUGUACAGCCCAGUCCGACUUUCCACAACGACCACGGCACUACCAGCAAAAGCAAAAACAAAAACAGCAACAACCCCGUUCCAGCAACUAAUGGCAUCUGCAGUACGUGUGCACCCAGAGGCCUUCUGAGAAGCAACAUGGUACCGCCGCCGCCACUAGCUUCCUUCUGAUGCAUACAAGACGAAGCGAGGUGUAGACAAGUGAUUCUUCCAAGAGUAGGAAACACCAUUCAUGUCGAUCUGUCCCGCUUCCUAUACGUGCUGUCUACCUACGGAUUCGACCAACUCUCAAAGUGUCGUCGUCGUCAUCGUCGUCGGCUGGAGGAGGACGCCCUCGAGGCCCGGGAGGAAUGGCGGCCGACCCUCACAACCUCCCCAAUCCGGGCCUCGACAGCGCCAUCCGCCAACUUCUCGACCAGCAGGCCGAUAUCCAGGCCCGGCUGGCCGCCUUGCUACCUACAAAGUAUGGACCCAAUGUCAAGCUGGAGCUCAACAUGCUCCGCCAUAAACUGCGAGGUUUGCAGGCCUACUCCGAAGUGCAUCGUCUUUCUUCCAAUGCCCCUAUCAUCUCCGAGCUUGAGGAGGCCAGGUCAUUGCAAUACCGGUGCGAGUGCAUCGAGACUGCGUUCCUAGAGCAAGGUUUUGACUUAUCAGACCCCAGAAUGGUAGAUGCCCUUAAGCGGUCGCUGUACGACGAAGCACCGGCAGGAUACGCAGCCUGGUUGGAUCGAAAUCUUACUAGCUACGAUCCCGUUGUACGCGGAUGGAAAAUGAGAGAAAGCCUGUCACCGUCAUCUCGGUCCACAUCGUCAUUCAAAUGCUGGGACGAGCGUUGCAUACAUUACAUCUACGGCUUCUACAACAAGGACGACCGAGACAGCCAUUCACGCGAGCACACUGUUCACGCCCAUCGUGACUCGGGCUUGUCUGUUGGCAAUACCCCUCCGCUCCCCUUUCCAGACCACACGACAGCCCGACCGUGGGUUUCCGAUGUUGGAAAGCAGCCCCGAGCGCUUCAGCUCCCGAAACCGUCCAUCGGUGCACAACUGGCUCCGUUAGUGACAGCAAGUCAGUCCAGGGACCGCCGUGAUACUUUACAGUCCUACACCAUGGCAUCGGAACAUUCUGGCCCUGGGCGAGGCUCUGUCGAUUCCGAGGUCGAUCCUUUGCUCCCCCCUCUUAAGCGUAGUAGAGUUGGCCAGUCUCGACUCCAGUCCAUUGGCGAGCUGAGGUUGCUUCAGGACUCGGGGCCUUGUUUGCGCUGCAUUGCAACAAGGCAGCCAGUAAGAUCAACGAUCUCUAGCAGUGAUCGUCGUCAAGCAACUAACCAUCGAUGGCAGUGCGACUCUAACGAGCUGUGUCACUACUGUGCAGACCGCCCCCUUAGUCCAGGCAGUGAUUUUUGGAAAGCAAUCGGUUGUCAUCGCGGCCCUCUCGAUGUUUUAUCCGACGUCAUGCUUCCGAGUGCAAUAGCGCCAGUGUCUCCCAUACAGACCCAGACUCCGAUCACAUCACCGCUCACUCAGCGGAGAAGCAUGAACGAGCAUCUGGAAAACCACUGCCGCAUAUCACCGGACAUCCUCCAUGCUGUCAAGUCGAACCUUGACUUUGAUGACGGCUUUUGGUGGACAGAAGGGCUGAUGAACCUGCCACUGGCUAACCCCAUACUUCCAAACUACUCUAGGGAAGCGAUCGAGCGACCACCACCGAUUCUGAGUAUACUCACAGCGAGUUGGAACGGAGGGGCAACUGCAUACAACUUUCUCCAUCUUUUAAAGACGAGUGGCUUGAUUACACCAACACGAGAGAUGGAAGAGACGGCAUACCCAGUGCUGUAUCGAGCGAAAGUUCUCCUGCGGGAGGUCAUAUUUUGGGAUCUCGAACAACCGGAACCCUCAAUCUAUCUGGACGGCGGCCCGCCGCACCGGUCCCCCUUCACCGACGAGAUAGACCAAGAAGCGCAUCGUCGGCUGGUCUACAGCUGUAUGGCACAAUUUCUCCAGGCAUUCGAGAGCGCAACUGUCAGAAAGGGACCACAGGACCCGAAAAGCUGGCUCGCUGUGUUCAUCGCGUUGUGCAUUUUCAGCAUUGUCCGCACAAUCAUGGUGGACAUGACGUCGUGCCUACACAGACGCCAAUCAUCUCAGACACCACCGACCUGGAGCGGAACAAGCAGCGUACACGCCAUGCACAGCGUCUACAAGCUCUUGGUGACGAUCUUCGCUACUUCUGGGCCAAUGCUGCUCGACGAGCAACCAUUCGACCUAGAUGAACGGGGCAGGACUGCAAUGGAAUCCUUGAAUGCGAUUGUACGAAGGGAUGUUUGGAUCCAGCAUGGUUUUGCGUCCUCGAAGGAUUUCCUGAUGCACCUUGGAGAUGGUGAAAUGGAAGGCACAGUCACGUUCAACGGCUUUCUGAGACAGAGGAUUCCUCUGCAGACAGGUAUAGUCGGUCUACCGUCCAUUGUCAAACUUGGCGGAGAACCAAGGCAUGCCAUGUAUGAUCCCCGGGCUUUGGGCGAUCCUUGGAUCCCGCACCCGGCCCCUCUGUCGGAACGAGAUCCUUUUGGGACGUCGGGAGGCCCCGAAUUCCUCACAUCUCCCCAGGGGUUAGACUCUUUAGGUCGCAGGCACACGGUUGGGGAGAGCCCAACGUUCCCUCGAGGACCAAUGCGGCCCCUGGAAUCCCCGCUGACAGGCAGUAGAGGGCGGCCUACGUACCAGCGGCCGCCAUUACGUCGGGUCUACUGCAUCAAAUGUAACGAGUAUCCAGAAGGAUUCAGGGGCGAGCACGAGCUACGAAGGCAUACCGACGCCAAACAUGCCUCCCUAGUCAGGCGCUGGGUGUGCACCGAGCCAGACAGCCAUAGCCCGACCCUUCCACAACCCGUCAUUUCGUUAUCGAAAUGCAAAGCAUGCGUGACGCAGAAACGGUACGGAGCGUAUUACAAUGCGGCGGCACAUCUCCGGAGGGCACACUUCAACCCACAUAGGGGUGGAAAGGCCAGCGGUGACUGGCCACCCAUGACUAUCCUGAAGGACUGGAUGAAAGAGGUGCGGCAAUCUGUCGACAUCCAGGAUCAAGACGAUUCAAGUGGAGGGGAAGACGUUGACUACAAACCGCCACCGGAAUACUUAACUCAGGCGCCGCCCCCGCCCCCGCCUCCGCCGCCACCAUUGGCGGCGGUCCGUUCUCCCACUUUUGGAUCAACAAUUCUUGCAGCAGCGCCGCCAAAAAUUCCCUUGACGAUCGCUCCCGCGGAGCCGAUGAGUUUGUCCCAGAUGAACAGCCCGUCGAACAAAACACUAGAUAACCGCACGCGUUGCCCUCACCCAGACUGCGGUCGGGUAUUCAAGGACCUAGCGGCACACAUGCUCACACAUCAAGAAGAACGGCCAGAGAAGUGUCCCAUAGAAACGUGCGAGUACCACACCAAGGGGUUCGCGCGGAAGUACGACAAGAACAGGCACGCCUUGACACAUUAUAAGGGAACAAUGGUUUGUCCCUUUUGCCCAGGGGUGGGAACUGCAUAUGAGAAGGCAUUCAAUCGAGCAGACGUCUUCAAACGCCACCUUACGUCGGUUCACAACGUGGAACAGACGCCACCCAACAGCCGGAAGCUCAUCAUCGGCGGAUCUGGCAACAUCCACAGCGACGGGGCCAAGUGCUCCAUCUGCCAAGGCUACUUUGGGACGGCUCAAGAGUUCUACGAGCAUCUCGACGACUGCGUUCUCAAUGUCAUCGUACCAACGUCGGCGAAAACACACAGAGAUGCAUCCGCGUUGCCCUCGACGUCAGGUUUAGAAGAGAGGGACCGACUCGGCGAGGAGAACGCAAAACCCAGGUCACCUAUGGGCGAGAAGAUGGACAUGAACCUAUAG